UAACGCAUUAGGACAGGCAGAGACAGAACAGCUGAGACAGGAUGUAUUUACGGGUGGCUACACUUCUUCUGUUGGCAUCAGUGCUCUGGAGCCACGUAGCAGCAAACACAGGCAAGGCCCUGGACUGCUGUUUGACAACUACAGAUGCCAGAAUUCCCAGCAGAAUGGCAAAGACCUACAUUAUCCAGACAUCCAAUGGAGGAUGCCGGAUUCCAGCCACUGUGUUCAUCACAAAAAAGAAUCGUAGGCUGUGUGCUCCUCCUGCCACCAAGAAAAAGUGGGUGGCUAAGCUCAUAAAACAACUGAAGACAAAAUUGCAAAAGGGAAAGGCCAGAAAAGGGAAAAAUGGCAAGAGACAACAUUCUGUGGCUGCUACCUGAACACAGACCUUCAGUAUACUAUAGGUCCUUUGACAAGGUUCUCCAGGCUCAUCCUUGAAAUUACGAUCUUUGCUUUGUCACAUUGUGCUACAUUUUGUGAACCAAACAUUAGUUAUUUGUUUGAAAAGGAUGGUACUGUUAUACUGUUUUCUUUUAAUCAAAACUGUUUCAUUUGUGAUAUAGCUGCAGAGAAGUUAACAGUACUUGAUUUGAUUUGUUUUUUAUUACUGGCAUAUAAUGGAAGACAUUACAGGCAUAUUAUGUAAAUAAAAAAAAUAUUUUUUUAAUAAAUAUUGAAUUUUUCUAC
Messenger RNA from Esox lucius (northern pike), 687 nucleotides. It is a transcript of the gene ccl19b, whose product is annotated as chemokine (C-C motif) ligand 19b. Bases 42 to 380 code for a protein of 112 amino acids. Gene Ontology annotation, cellular component: extracellular region. Gene Ontology annotation, molecular function: chemokine activity; CCR chemokine receptor binding. Lineage: Eukaryota; Metazoa; Chordata; Actinopteri; Esociformes; Esocidae. The record is from RefSeq and is marked provisional. Gene Ontology annotation, biological process: G protein-coupled receptor signaling pathway; cellular response to tumor necrosis factor; neutrophil chemotaxis. The transcript has 4 exons.